This is a messenger RNA of Paramuricea clavata, 1104 nucleotides long. The record is from the annotation of a GenBank genome assembly. Lineage: Eukaryota; Metazoa; Cnidaria; Anthozoa; Malacalcyonacea; Plexauridae.
AGUGAUGAAAGCACAACCAAAGGCGAAGGAAGUCCUGCUAUCUUAUGUUUUAAACAGCAAUGUGAAAGCACAACUGAAAGCGAAGGAAGUCCUUCUAUCUUAUGUUUUAAACAGCAAUGCAGAAAACCGGCCCCUGCCCCUAGCAAGGUAAACAAAACAAUCUAUUUUGACUGCCUAACCGCUGAAAGUGUUUCGAACAGAACUUUUAUAUUAGUAGUAUUUAUUAUUAAUCUAUUAAUAAUGAAAUUUUACAAAUUUCAACCAGAAAAUGGCACUGAAAUUUGAAUCCUGGGAGGAAGAGGUAUACAACCCUGGUGUUCCUGUUCUUCCUCGUGGUCUUGGAGUCAACAGGUUUACCAACCUGAAGUCAGAGGUAAGUUUCAGAUGAUCUUUAUGUAUAUAUGGAGUUUCCAUUUAGUCAGUUUAAAUCUGUAAACAGGGCCGUGCUAAGUGGUAUCUGAUUUGAGGGGGGGGGGAGAGCUGAAUUAAAUUGGGCCCCCUUCCUCUCGGGGACCCUUCACAAAAAAAAUUCCGAGAAGCAAAUAUUUUUCCCUAAAAUGUUUUCCAAACACAAGUUUUCGAUGAUGGGGACUUAAAAAUACUUUUUCAGCCAUUUUUCGACCUCAAUGAUUUCAGAAAAUUCCUUAAUAUUUAACACAAUCCGCAAUUCCAGCAUCCCGGGGGUCCCAGGGCAAGUUGGGCCCCCUUUUUUACUUUUCUUUGGGGAUGUUACACCCCCCCCCCCAACACACCCCAAUAGUUCUGGCCCUGUCUGUAAAUGGCAUAGUAUUCGUGGAGAUACGUUCAUUGUUUGUUACCUAUACAUGUACAAUGUAUGUGUACUGGUGUAUCUAAUUUAAUGUUAUGUUUAGAAAAAAAUCACAACGCCACCUCCUGAGCUGGUAACAGUGAUUUCAAGUGAUGAUGACAAUGACGUUCAAGUAGGUUUGUUAUUAUUUCGCUUUGAUGAAACUAUACUAUUGGAAUUUAGUUCUGGAAUGCAUUAUUGAUUCUCUUUGUUUUACUCUAUAAUGUAUUCUAUGUUCGUUCUGAUUCUCUAUAGGAAGCGGUAAACUUCAGCCACAUUACGCGGUACACGGAUAG